UAACGGCAAUUGACUGAGAAAAUCAUGUCGUUAAAGUCACGUUAAAAGAAAAACCCGUCGUCAAUUGACUUACAAGAAAAUGAAAACUAAUAAAUGUGAGAUGAUAAGAUAAAACAGUGAAAUGGUGAGAUAACACAAUUAUCUGAACGAUUUUCGAAAAUCUGAAAAUCUUGCUCUUGUCAUGUUUUAAAGUACAAAUUUUUUGAUGGAGAAUUGUGAAGUUAUUCAUCAGGGGUGGUUAUUUAUUAAUAUUGAUAGUCCGCAUUCUGUGUUAAAACGUAAAUCAAAAGGACAGUGGAAGCAAAGAUACUUUGUAUUUUACAGAGAGCCUGAAAAUGUUGAUAAAAUCAUCUUAGCAUGUUUUAAAAAAGAAGAGAAUUUAAAGAAUUUAACUCCUAAACACAUUCUAAAACUAUAUCCAAAAUAUAAAAUUGCAAAAAUUUAUAAUUUUAAAUCAAAAGAGCAAGUGUUGGAGGUUAACAACUUUGAAGAACAAUGGUUUUUAUCAGCUAGUGAUAUAAAAAUUAUUGAUCUUUGGGCUAUUCAAAUACAAAUGCAAACAAAAUUAAAUCAAUAUUUAUCUGGACGUGUGUUUCAGGUAUCUGGGGCUGUAAACAAGCACAUGCAAAAGAUUGGCGCAGCACAACAAAGAUGUUUGUUGCAAUUCACAAAAUGGGGAGUCACAUUAGCAUUACAAGACUCCAGAGCUAUACUAUCAAUGUGGCCACUGACUACUAUUCGUAACUAUGAAUUUUCAGGACAAUGUAUUUUUUCUAUUGAAGCUGGUCGUAAAGCUCCUAUGGGAGAAGGGUUAUUUACAUUUUAUACCAAUAUUGGUGAAGAUAUAGAAAUGUUUAACACUAUUGAUAACUUUGUUCAGGAAAAUUUAAAUAAAAAAGCAAUUAUAAAUUCAGAAAGUAGAAAAAAUGAUGAAAUUUCUGAAACUUAUGACAAACUUUAUUUGGCAGCAACAGGUUUUGAUUCAAGUCUUUGUAACCAAAGUAACAACAAGUAUUCACAUGGUUUUUCUACAAGAUCAUUAAAAAAUUCAGAAAGCAGCCCCAUAUCAAUAUCUAAACCUCCUGACUAUAAUACGUUAUUUAAAAAUAAAGACAAAAAUUCUUUAAAAAUCCAUGAUGGAUCAUCUCAAGAUUUAUCAGGUAAUAGAUUUUAUGAUCAUUUAAGUAACGCAGAAGUUAAAGAAUCGUCUGAUACAAAAGAAUGCUAUGAUCAUAUAAAUCAAUUUAGUUCUACUAGAGUUAGUGAAAGCAGUUAUGACACAUUAAUUCAUAAUGAGACUGGUUUUGACUUUCAAAGAAUGCUUUCGCAAGAGAACGAUUUAGAUUUUAGUUUUUCUUCAAAAGAAGAUGUAUUUUCAGAUCUACAUGCAGAAGGUUCUACAAAAUUCAAAGAUUCGAGUACAUUACUCUCAAAAUCAUUUAAUGACACUCACGAGUUUCAAAAUAAGAUUUACACACCUAGUUUAGUAAAGAAAACCUCUGGAUCAGAAGUAAGUCAACAUCACAUUUCAAUGCCAAAUGUUAGUCAAAAUUCUUUUUCAAGAAAAAAUCAGAGCUCAAUAAGGCACCAUUCAUCCAGUGAUCAUAAGGGAACGCCUGAGUUUAAUAACAAAUGUAUGAAAGAUAUAGCGGAUCAUUUUCUCUAUCAAACGCCAUCGUCUUUAAAUUCUUUAAAUUUAUCCGAAAAUAAAUGACUUCAUCAAGUAACCUUCGGAUAAAUUUAUAGAUUUAAUAAUUUAUAAAAUUAACAAUUUUGUGCACAUAUAAAUGUUUGUAUUUUUAAGAUAAGAAAAUAAAAAUCCUUAAUCAAU
Messenger RNA from Hydra vulgaris (swiftwater hydra), 1831 nucleotides. RefSeq lists its product as uncharacterized. Lineage: Eukaryota; Metazoa; Cnidaria; Hydrozoa; Anthoathecata; Hydridae. Gene Ontology annotation, biological process: cell surface receptor protein tyrosine kinase signaling pathway. Gene Ontology annotation, cellular component: cytoplasm. The record is from RefSeq and is a predicted model, not a curated record.